AUGGACCAUUGCAUCAGAAAGGACUUUGACGAAAACCUUGCAGUUCCGGCCGAUCAUCUGGCAAGCGAUGCAACAACCCCCGUCCCAAAUGACAUCAAUGCAAUGGAUUUGGAAGGAGACGCCAUAGCUGCCGGGAUCUUGGAUGACGAUGGCGACGACAAUGACGGCGGUUUGGGCGUGUACUUGGAGGCGAUGGCCGCCACUGGUGCGCCAGAGUCUUUGGCAAGCUUGUACUACCCACUCUAUGGCGGCGGAGGACAACAGGACGACGACGAGGGAGAAGGUGAUGGUGCUAAUCCAUCGUCGUCGAACGAAAAUGC
Molecule: messenger RNA, 320 nt
Organism: Debaryomyces fabryi
Lineage: Eukaryota; Fungi; Ascomycota; Pichiomycetes; Serinales; Debaryomycetaceae
Exons: 1
Source: RefSeq, a predicted model, not a curated record